CAAAGUUUUGCUGACAAGAAGGAUUUUCAACAGAAAUCACCCCGUAGCAAGCCUCACAGAGCCGUGGUCAUGCCCAAAACUUGAGACAAGAUACUUCUAGGUUUCAGCAUUUUCCUGACCCUAUUUUCGUCCUGCCAGAUGCCAGAUUCGUCGAGAUCUCGGCCGUUUCUCCGUCGCGGUACCCCUUGUUACUAUGACAGAGAUCGCGUCACCCAGCCCAACACACGCAAUUCCGCCUGCAGCUUCUGGCGACAAUAGUCAACACCCCGAGCAACCGCCAUCCAACACGACCCCUGAUCCCGCCGAAUCCGUCAAACGAGAGCUCGACAAUCCACACAACGGAUUCGGCAAGCACGGGCAAGAUUCUGAAAACCUUGCAGAACGGCACGCCGAAGCCGAACUUCAGGAAAGAAGCGGCACUCGUGACGCGCGUGAGGCGACCAGCACAGACGAUGGCCCCCCGGCCAAAAGGCGCCGGAUACGCGGCGCAACGCCGAAUAACACGGUGCGCAAACCGAAACCCGAAUCGCCGCCGUGGAAGAAAAUAGAACCCGAUGGACCAUCGACAUUUGUGACGGACGAUGGGCGACGGAAGUCGGGGAGAAUCAAUGCCGUUCCCCUGGAGCUGCAGCCCAGUGACAAACGUAUAACGAGACAGGUCUUGCAAAACCAGCACUCUAGCCCGACGAAGAACCGUAAUGUUGCGACGAAUGGUUACGGUAGCAACCGUGUUUCGACGCCUAACAGCGCGACCGUCGCCAAACGUGCCGUUUCUUCGGGCAAACAACCACCGCCCAAGUCGCCAGCUAACAGGACGCCUCAACGCAAACCUGCAGCCCAGGAUUCGAAAUCGAGUGCGCGCAGCCGCCGGCGCUCUCCCUCCCCCAAACGCCCUGCAACCCCUGCGAAGCAGUCUCUCGGAACGCGUCGUUCUACGCGUAACCUCCGCCGAGUCGACCAUGAUGGCGAGGAUACGGCUCCUAGCGGGACUCGCACGACGCCCCGCAUCAAGUUGCGAGUCAGACCACCGUUGACGACGAUCCCGCUUGUCCACCGGGAUCAGGCAAAUCUCCGUCCCAAGCUCGGCCCCAGUUUCGAGGAGUUUUUCGAGCGCGCUGCGGAGAUACCAGUCGAGGAGGGUGGGCUCUUCGUGGCAGCUGAGGAUGGUCCGCGGUACACGGAGGAGUCGUUGAGGGAAGACGCUCGACUCAUCCUCCGAGUUGAGAAGGAGGUAGAACCCGGUGGUAUCCUUUCCGGGGAGAGGUGCUCAGUGUUCGAGCCCGAACCUGAGGAAGAACCGCCAAGGCAGUGGGCGCACGCGGACCAUCUCACAAAGGCGAUGUCCAAUUUUCGAAAGCUGAUGCUUCUUGAACAGCAGCGACACAGAGCCACAGCAAAGCGACUUGCCAUUGCUUGCCAAGCCGAGUGGAUACGACGAAAUCCACAACCAAAGACAGCGGAGGAGAUCGAACUGGAAGAGUUGGAGCAGAACAAGUUGAAAUGGCGACAAGUCAAUAAGGUCAUAUCGGGAACUUGGGAGAAUGUCAAAGCCGAGGUCAACCGCCGGCGGUUGGCAGACUGGGAGGCUGAAGAACAGCGCAGGGUCAAAGCCGCGUUGAAUCAGGCCGUAAACCUCUCGGAGCAAAAGUUGCAAGCCAGGCAAGCCCGCUUUGACACGGAGGAACUCUCGGACGACAGCCUCACUGACGACAUGGUUUCCGACGGCGACGACGAAACUGGCUCGGAUGACGAUUCCGACGGUUCUGGCGACGUAACGACGGAGGGCGAAGAUGACGAGGAUAACAUGUCCUCCUCAGACGACGAAGAGGACGGAGAAUCUGAGUUGUCUGAUGAGGGGCUCACGCAGGAGCAGUUACGGGAGAAAUACGCCAACCUGCCAGAUUUGGAUGAUCUGAUUGGAAACAACAGUGCUUCCAGGAGAGGGGUCCUUGCCGAUGAAGCUGCCGAUGGAGGACACAAUGACGAUGACACCAGUGACGAAUCAAUUGACAUGGAUGAUGAUCUUGGGUCCUCAGAGGACGAGUCCUCAGAGGAGGGCAACGACUCAGGCAGUGAUGACGACGAUGAAUCUGAGGACGAGCCUACUGGGCUUCUUGGACUGUUUUUUGGAAAGUCGGAGCUGAAGAAGCUACAGGCUGAGGCUGCUGCUUCUGAACAGACAGAAGACAAGGAGGACGUGCAGAUGCUAGACGCUGAAGCUACACCGGGGCCUGAGGCUGCAGAGAACGUCCAUGACGAGGCUGCCGUGAAGAAAGAGAACGAGCAGCCUACGCUUGAUACGGCAAUUGGAGGCGAAGCGGAACAGGGACCAACCAACGACGGACCUCCUUCCCAGCCGCUUCCAAAAAUCCUAGGCGACGAACAUUCGCGGGCUAUACCACAGGGUGUCCAGCCGCCUACAGACGAUGGCCAAACGACACAGCCGACAACGCUCGCGACGGUAUGUGAGACUCGAUCCCAUGAUGAACAGCGUUCCGCGGAGGAUCUUCCCAUGACCGAUCCUCCAGAGGAUUCGGGAAAAGCCGAGGAUCAUGCUAUCCCGACAAUACAACAACACAGUCCGGAGACCGAGCCGAUCACAAACGGGCAUAGUCCAUCCCGGAGCCAAUCCCCUCGAGCAUCGGACGUCACCAAGCCGACGGAUGUCGAGACGCCCACGUCAGUGUCUCUGUUGAACGUGCCCAAGACGGACAGCAGAUCGACGUCGCCGCAACCAACAGCGCCGAGGACGGAGAUACCAUUCCUCCUGCGCGGGAAACUUCGCGAGUAUCAGCACCUGGGACUUGAUUGGCUUGCUGCACUGUACGCCAACAAUACGAACGGGAUCCUAGCCGAUGAAAUGGGUUUAGGGAAAACCAUUCAGACCAUUGCACUUCUGGCACAUCUCGCCUGUCAUCAUGAAGUCUGGGGACCUCACCUCGUCAUUGUACCAACGAGUGUAAUGCUCAACUGGGAAAUGGAGUUCAAGAAAUGGUGUCCAGGGUUCAAGAUCCUCACGUACUACGGCAAUCAGGAAGAGCGCAAGAGGAAACGCCAAGGGUGGACCAACGACGAUGUGUGGAAUGUGUGCAUCACGUCUUACCAAAUGGUUCUUCAAGAUCAACAAGUAUUCCGACGGAGGCGGUGGCAUUACAUGAUCCUCGACGAAGCACACAACAUCAAGAACUUCAAGUCUCAGCGGUGGCAAACUCUUCUCGGCUUCAACACGCACUCCCGUCUUCUGCUGACCGGCACGCCACUGCAAAACAACUUGACAGAGCUGUGGUCGCUGUUGUACUUCUUAGCGCCGCCCGAGAACGGCGAAGGUGGCUUCGUUGACCUUAAGGAGUUCCACAACUGGUUUUCCAGGCCAGAAUCGCAGAUUCUCGAGAGCGGGCGGGAACAACUAGACGAUGAAGCACGCGCCAUCAUCUCCAAGCUCCACAAAGUUCUGCGGCCUUACCUUCUCCGCCGACUCAAGUCGGAUGUGGAGAAGCAGAUGCCGGCGAAGUAUGAGCACGUCGAGUUCUGCCGACUCUCCAAACGCCAGCGCGAGCUCUACGAUGGCUUCUUGUCUCGCGCGGACACACGAGAGACCCUGGCUUCUGGGAACUACAUGUCGAUCAUCAACUGCCUAAUGCAGCUCCGGAAGGUUUGCAAUCACCCUGAUCUCUUCGUCGAUCGGCCCAUCAUGACGUCGUUCCGCAUGCCGCGCUCGGUUGCGGCGGAGUAUGAAGUCCACGAGCAGGUCGUCAAGAAAAAGCUUCUGGCCGUCAAGGGGAUGGAGGUCGUGAGCCUCAAGUUCCUCAACAUGAUUCCCACGGAGUAUGAGGGAAUGUCGACCUCAGAUGCGGACCGAAUAUAUCAACUGAGCACUCACCGGAUACUUCACGAUCUCAGGGAGGCACAAAAGGUGCGGGCCAACAAUGCGUACCAUGCCUUAGACCCCGCGUCGGUCAAGUCCAACUUGGUGUACCUGGAGAGCGCCGCACGGUGGGGUCGGUUUGAGGAACUGCAACACUGUGUUUACCUUAACGCACUCCGCCGGCAGCAACGGCCCAUCUACGGCAAGCGACUUACUGAACUCUUGACGCUCGAUACGCACCGUCGACCACACAAGCAGCGGCCCAAGGUGCCCCAGAAGAUUAUGAGCUGGUUUGAAGAAGACUCUUUUCUUCUGCACAACGCCAUCCCGACGCUCCAACAGCGUGCUGACUCCAUGGAGACAAUUAUCAGCAAGUUUGCCUGUGUCACCCCCGCCGUCGUGACAGGGGACAUGACUAGGCUACUUUUGGGGGAGAAGGGAGUCCAGGCCUUCGAGGAGGCUGAUCUGCGUCUGUCAGCGCCCGUCAAAUAUGCACCCUACAUGCCCAAAGAGCGGCCUCCGGACCCGUGGCACGAAGCGCGCAUGCGGUUGUCAAUCCAGUUCCCCGACAAGCGGCUCCUGCAGUACGACUGUGGCAAACUCCAAGUACUAGACAAGCUCCUCCGCCGACUACAAGCCGGAGGGCACCGCGCCCUGAUCUUUACGCAGAUGACCAAAGUGCUCGACAUAUUGGAGCGGUUCCUCAACAUUCACGGGCACAAGUAUCUCCGGCUGGAUGGCGCGACCAAGGUAGAACAACGCCAGAUCCUCACGGAUCGUUUCAACCAUGACCCUCGCAUCCUCUGCUUCAUCCUCUCGACCCGGUCCGGCGGCCUCGGCAUCAAUCUCACAGGUGCGGACACGGUGAUCUUUUACGAUCAGGACUGGAACCCGGCCAUGGACAAGCAGUGCCAGGACCGGUGCCACCGCAUCGGGCAGACGCGUGACGUGCACAUCUACCGGCUCGUUAGCGAGCACACGAUUGAGGCCAACAUCCUCCGCAAGGCUAGCCAGAAGCAGAUGUUGGACGAUGUUGUGAUCCAGGAGGGCGAGUUCACCACCGAUUACUUCAACAAGCUCUCGGUGCGGGACGUUGUCAACACCAACGGCGAGGUGGUCGCUAAUGAGGACGACAUUGCUGCCAACGCUGCCAUGGAUAGGGUGCUUGGCGGCGUUGAGAGCGCCAACCCUCGCAGUGCGGCUCGCGUGUUGGAGCAGGCAGAGGACAAGGAGGAUGUCGCAGCCGCCCGCGUGGCGGAGAAAGAGAUCCGGCAGGACGAUGCCGAUUUUUUGGAGCAACAGCCUGUCUCGGGCAGAGCUUCUGGAAUCUCGAGCGUCGGGCAGGGCACGCCACGGGAGGGCACCACAGAGCCCGCGUCUGCUCUUGGCAAGUCUGGGCUGGGCUUGUUCGCAGGAUCGGCAGACGAAGCGGUUGUGGAAGAGGAGAUGGAGUACAAUGCAUUCGGAGAGCGGAUGGGGACGAUUGACGACUACAUGUUGCGGUUCAUGACCAAGGCGCUGGAGAGCACGCCACUGGAGCUGCCGAAGGAUAAGAAGAAGAGUAGAAAGAGGGGCAGGGAUACAAGAAAGCGAUAGGGACGCACUUGUUAGCGACCGAUGGGCAGGGUAACAUGGGUAUGGCAGGCGCUCGGGUAGACGUUUGUUUGUUUUUUGUAUUAUAGAAUUAGCAUCCGAGAAAAGGGGUG
Molecule: messenger RNA, 5571 nt
Organism: Thermothelomyces thermophilus ATCC 42464
Lineage: Eukaryota; Fungi; Ascomycota; Sordariomycetes; Sordariales; Chaetomiaceae
Exons: 1
Coding region: 194-5461 (1755 amino acids)
Cellular component (GO): Swr1 complex
Molecular function (GO): ATP-dependent chromatin remodeler activity; ATP hydrolysis activity; histone binding
Source: RefSeq, a predicted model, not a curated record